Echinostoma caproni is the source of this 681-nucleotide messenger RNA. Lineage: Eukaryota; Metazoa; Platyhelminthes; Trematoda; Plagiorchiida; Echinostomatidae. The record is from the annotation of a GenBank genome assembly.
AUGGAAGGUUGGCUCUCUGCACGUUUCGCCAUUUUUCGCCUAGGAAACAAUGAAUUAGUCGAUCGUUUGUUCAAAGAUUAUUACACUUUAUGGGGCGGCGAGCAGUCGAAUCUCACGUUAGAAGAACAGCAGCUGCCUGGGUUUUUCCAACGCGUACCACAAGAUCACGAAAUUUUACCUCAAAAGUUGCGUGAAGAGGCCAGAGCUGUACUUUUGGAACGCAAAAGUCACGAAUUACUGGAGAAUGAAGAGCUACAAUGCUUUUGGUUUCUUUUGGAUCGAUUUCAAUCUCCGCCCGCAAUUAAUGGCGAAAAGUACAUAGAUUACCAAAAUUUCAAGAAGGCUGCUGCCGAAGCGAUUCCAAAGGCUAAACCCUAUUUCACCGCCAGUGUUUUCGCCAAGCUGAUGCGCAAUCACGAUCGCCUGUCUCGCAUCAGUAUUAUGUCGUUUUUCAACUACGUUAUGAAAAAGGUUUGGCUCCAGCAAACUCGGAUUGGAAUCUCGCUGUACGAUGUCGCAGGUGAGGGGUACUUGCGCGAAAUGGACUUGGAGAACUACAUCACCGAACUUAUUCCGUCAUUGUGCCAGCUGUUGGCCCGUGCUGAACCGUUGAGACAUAGCGCACAGUCGGCUACUAACCGGAAUCCAGUCAAGAAGCAGGUGCUCAGUCUUGGCACCUAG